Messenger RNA from Saimiri boliviensis boliviensis (Bolivian squirrel monkey), 1003 nucleotides. RefSeq names its product YAE1 maturation factor of ABCE1 (gene YAE1). The record is from RefSeq and is a predicted model, not a curated record. Lineage: Eukaryota; Metazoa; Chordata; Mammalia; Primates; Cebidae.
UCCGAUAAUUUUUUUGAAGGGUAUGGCUGUGGUCUGUGCAUUUUUGAAGGACAAAGGCCAUCUCCCACAAAUAUCAUACAGCGUCCCAAUAACAAUCUGGAAUGCAGAGUUGCUAAAGCAAAAACAGUAUAUGAUCCCGACACUGGCAAUCCAAGGUCUUCAAUAAAGUAGUUAUGACGAGUCCUGAUCCACAUAGAGAGCUGAAAGACCGCUGACAUACUACUCAUCUGAACCAGAACCUGGCCCAAACCAUGAUGAAACAGGAAGGUUAUAGAGAUGGAGUAGAUGCUGGCAAAGCAGUUACUCUUCAACAGGGCUUCAAUCAAGGUUAUAAGGAAGGCGCAGAAGUCAUUUUAAACUAUGGACGACUCCGAGGAACAUUGAGUGCUUUGCUCUCCUGGUGUCACCUUCAUAAUAAUAAUUCGACUUUGAUCAGUAAAAUAAAUAAUCUUCUGGAUGCAGUUGGCCAGUGUGAAGAGUAUGUGCUCAAACAUCUGAAAUCAAUCACUCCACCAUCCCAUGUUGUAGAUUUAUUGGACUCCAUUGAGGAUAUGGACCUUUGUCAUGUAGUUCCAGCUGAGAAAAAGAUUGAUGAAGCUACAGAUGAAAGACUCUGUGAAAAUAAUGCUGAGUUUAACAAAAACUGUAGCAGGAGCCAUAGUGGGAUAGAUUUUUCAUAUUUAGAAAGUUGUAGAACACAGGAGCAUGCACAUUCAGAAAACCCAAGCCUCACAUGGAUUUUAGAACAGACAGCCAGUUUAGUUAAACAGCUGGGCAUAUCAGUAGAUGUAUUACAACACCUCAAACAACUAUGAACAUUAUCUUCCCUUUUCUAAUGUAUAUAAUGUUCAGAACAUUUCUUAGAACACUUGGUUUCCUAAGAAUCAAAAUUUGUACUGGUUUCUGCAUCAAACAUUCCAACUUUAGGGUUAUCCUUUAUGAAAGUUUGACAUUUACACUAUUGUCUUCAAAGUUAACACUAUUAAAUGUAAUAUAAGCCUUU